Messenger RNA from Daphnia pulicaria, 4947 nucleotides. RefSeq names its product dynein axonemal intermediate chain 7 homolog. Gene Ontology annotation, cellular component: axoneme. The record is from RefSeq and is a predicted model, not a curated record. The transcript has 14 exons. NCBI's taxonomy places the organism in Eukaryota, Metazoa, Arthropoda, Branchiopoda, Diplostraca, Daphniidae. Gene Ontology annotation, molecular function: microtubule binding; beta-tubulin binding. Bases 2612 to 4945 code for a protein of 777 amino acids.
CUUCCAAGCUGAGAAAGGGGGAGAGGCCACGUGCCGCCUAUAGGUGAUGAAAGUGCAAAAGGCAACACACAACUCGAGAGAGAGAAAGAAAGACUCCUCCUUCCGCUUCCAGCCCUUGUUUAAGAUCGCUCACAGAAUAAAUAAAGAAGAAAUUCAAAUGCCACGAUGUUUAAAAACAUCCAACCAGAGAGAGAGAGAGAGAGAGAGAGAAAGACGAAGAACCCCGAAUAAGAGAGUGGAAAGGUAUCAAUAAAACAAAUUGUUGUUUUUUCUUUCUUUCUUCCUAGAGACGAGGAGGAGCGGGCGAAAGAAGAGUCCAUCUUUUUUUACUUUUUCUUCUUCUGAGACGGGCUUAUUCUUUUAUUUCUCGACCCAUUCGGAUGGCGAAUGAAAAAUAUGGCUCGGGACGAACGAAACAGAGUUGGCAACAAGUUAUACGUAUGGAAAAGAGACGGUGAGACUCACUGGUUGUUAUUAUAGUGUAUAGCGCGCAGACGAGGUUUCUUAAAUUUUCUUUCUUUUUAACAGACUCGAACGCAAGAAACUGAUGGCAUUGGACUGUUUUCGUUUUCUUUUGUUUCUUCGCCGGUGCUGGAAAAUUCGAAACAAAAAAACACACACAAGAGUGAGUGUAUCAGCUCGCCCGUUUCCAGCUGACGGCCUCGUAUGUGUGGGUUAGCCUACGUGACUAUUGAAUGCGGGCCGCGUCCAUCAUAGAGGCAAGUAACGGACAGGAGGAUUGAUGGGGCCAAAGACUAUAUAGUAAGUAGAAGAGACAACGCCGUCAGGAGAGAAUUGUAUUUUUUGAACGUGAGACGCAUAGAUGUUGGGCUCGUAUCCCGAGAUUUUUUUUUUAUUGAUAUGCGCCAAAAAUUUUCAGCCGGACAACAUAACAACAACAACAACAACGGCCCCACCCAUCGUAUUCUUGCGGCGGCGGCGCCUCGUCACGUCCGCUCCCUAUUAGGCCGGCCCAACUGUCAAUACGAAUAAGACUAAUAUCUGGCCAGACGACGUGUACACGCAGAAACAUGUUCGUUUUCUUUUUAUUGACUCGCCCGCGACCAAGUGGGUCAUGGAGAACUGACGAAACAAAAAAAUGUUUCGCUGUGAAGAGUUGGUCAUCUAUACAGUCGGAGAAGAGAAAACGCGCAUCCAUCAAUCAAUAAUAUCCAGGUAAAAGCUAAGGUAGCAACAAGCAUUGCGCACCAUUUUUCCCCGUUGACGAAUUGACAACUACUUAUUAUUGGUUGCGUAUGCAAGCAAAAUACACACAAGGACAUGUGUGCUAUUCGUUUCUUCUUUCUCUCGGGUUGAAUUUACAUGGGAGAAUGGGUCGCGGGAGACUGUCACGUUUUUUCACGUUGGCAGAUCGAUCAGGGUCGAAUCAAGUCGAUGAUGAAAGUUUGUUUUUUUUUUUGCUCUCUCGAGACGAUUCAUUGACUGACGGUGUACACAACUCAAAAAAAUGCGAUGAUUAUAAAUUUCGCACGCGGGGUUUUUUUCCGUGCGCUUCAUUCAAUUCGCCCAGUGAAUCUCUCACACCUUAACUCACGAUCGCUCUUUUUGUGUGGUGUCGGUCGACGAAAGGUGCACAAGUGCAACGUUCGGCCAUCCUCUGCUGUUGAUGAUGCGGGGCCAACCUUGACCAGUUUGGAAGGGGAAAGAAGAAGAAGAAGAAGAAGAAAAAAUGUAUCUAAAAAAGAAAAUUACACACUCGGGUGAGAUCUAUGGCCCUGAAAAGCACUCAACACAUUUCUUCUGAUGCCCCUCUCUUUUCCUUUUUUUUUACCUUUACCUUUUUACCUUUUUACCUUCUUCUUCUUGUGUUGUGACUCUCCCCUGCUGGUGCCAUGUAACGAAUGGAUUAUCCUGACGCAAAGUGAAACAUGAAGACAAAAGAAGAAGAAGAAGAUUAUUUCUCCAGCCAGCGCAGAGCUUUGCUCGGACGUGUACCUCGGCUCCUGACAUUGAGCCCUUCCGUCCGCAGUAAAUCAUCCAACAAAAAAAAAAACACCCAAGAGUGCCCAACCCUGAUUCUUCUGGUUUGCUGCUGCUGCUGCUGCCGUGCGCUGGCCCGGCGUGAAAAAUGGACUGCUGUCGUGUGUCCAUCGUUAUUAGUCUUGGGUAAUACGUUGGCUAAGACCUUGACUUUCCCAUAACGUGCGCGCUGCUCUCGCGCCCAGUGUUUGGAAAAAAAUACAAAAAUACAAAAGAAAUAAGGAAGGAAACCGUCGCUCUUUCGGCUAAUUCGGGAGUUGAUGAAUCGCCGUCGUCGUCGGCUGCUGCUGAACUGCUCGUGUAGUAAGAUGGACGUUUACGGGUUAGCGGCCCAUCGGGUUCAUUCAGCGUUAAAGCUGGCGAGGGACGGGCAGGAGCGGCGACCGCCCGGCAAUGUUGUUUUGUUGUCAUGACUGCCGGUCCCUUGUUGAUUUCUAUCAAAAAAGGGACGCGGCGUCGUCGUGAAUUUCACGACUACGUUUCUGUUUCGUCAGGACCGAGCCCCUUUUCGUUGCAUUUGUACUCCCGAGAUUCACACACACACACACACAUAGUGUUGCAACUGGCGAAACAAAAAAAGUGAUUCGAUUUCUCGAUCAGCGUCUCCAUCAUGAAGUCGAGGAAGCAGUUGGAAGCGCAGCAGCGCUACAAAAAAGAGCAGGAAGAGAGGCAGCGGAUAAAAAACGAGGAAUUGAGGUUGGAGAUGGAACGUCGGAGGCGAGAGCAGCAAGAAAAGGAAGAACAAGAGGCCCGAAUCAAAAAGGAGCGCCAAAUCCGUGAGGUGCAACUAUGCCGAACGCACUGUGAACGAUCGACAGCUCUCCUGACAACCUGCACAACAGCCCUGGCCAGCUGGUCCGUUCAGCAAUGGCAACUCAAAAAAUUUCACUGGUGCAUGAGAGUCGACGGUCUACCGGAUCCCGGACAUCUCCCGCAGUUAAACGCCUACCGCUAUCGCUGGAUCGAGAAUAGCGAGAACACGGAACCCAGCAUGGAGCGACUUCUUUCCAGAGCGCCAGAACUCAACCAAGUCCUUCACGAUCUCAACGAACUCAUCGAAAACACCCACGAUGUCCCAAUGAAACAAGUCCAACAACUCUGCCUGAUGCACAAGGAAUUGUCAAAGCUCUUGGUUCUAGAGAUCGAAGCCGCCAUCAAGAGCGUUUUAGGCGACGUGGAACGACAUCUACUGCCAGACGAGUCGCUGCUCAACGUCCAGACGUGUUCCAAACUUUUCUCACUGGCCCUGGGUACCGAUACGGCGAAAAACAGUUCCCUGACGCUGCACGAUUUCCCACGACUGGGCGUCAAAUUGGAUUUGCCUCAAAUGAUUUUGACAAAUAUGAAGCCGGUAGUGGCUUCAUUCGUUUGGUUUAAGGAGGGCCACUUUCUGGAACCUCCACAAUUAAAUGGCGUCCCCAGUCUACCGACUCUCCUCCAUCCUCUUAGCCCGGACGAUCCGCUUUACAACCUCGUCCCUGAAUCCAUGCGAGAACCUCAGCAGGAGGAUGUCCAUUUAGUGAGGGCCGACCAGGAGCAGCCUUCGGCAAAUGACGUCAAACCGGACGACUUCACUCUGGAUUUUGAUAGCCACCUGUUAGUGAUGGGUGUACUCCAGCUGCAGUUGCUUCAGCUGCCCAUACAACCGCGUCGCUUCUCCGAAUGGACAGUCGCUCUCCUUGAGGAUGGAGACAUGAUCAAAAUUUACGAGUUUCAUGCGUGUUUCAACGAAACGGCGGCGGCCAAAGAGGCCGAAAAGGCCGGCAAAAGGGGCAAAAAUGAUGACGAUGACGAACCAGGAGAUGGCAAAGAAGCCAAUGAAGAACUCCGGAAACUCAUCAGCUUCAAAAUCAAAUUACCUCCGUCGGCGUUUUGGCUCGGCUGUCCACGUCCGGUCAUUUAUCAAAAAGAUUCCGGAACAUGGAAGAGCAAAGGUGUUUGGGAUGUCCGCUUUUUCGAGGAAAUUGGAGGCCCUACAGUGCAAUUUCGCCUGGAAGAACCCGCCAUCAUGGCGUUUGCUCAGGCCAAGCGCGUCAACUUGCCUCUGCAAGGCUGGACUCUCGUCCCCAGUCACAUGAGAAGUUCAAUCAUCAAUUCCUUGGUCAGCAAAGCUCCCGUGGAAGCGGCCAAAGGGACGGCCGUCAACGAAACCCGCGGUGCGGGCGGUGGUGGUGGCGGCGGAGAUGGAGGCGGAGGAGAAGAUUGGAGUGACGAUGAAGGUUCUGAUGAUGAAGAAGGUGGAGGGCGUGGCGGCGGAGCCGCUGUGGUUGAAGAAGCCGCAGACGAGCCGGACGAAAUCGAAUACGAUCCGGAAGCCAAUUCAAUCACCCUGACACUCAACGGCACCAUAGUGUCAGUGGACAUUGAAAUCCAGGAACACCAAGUGCUGUUGCGUCGCGUCAGAACGUCGAUCUGUGUAAACAUUCAAGAUUUGACGAACAGGCCGAUGACUCCAUUCGAGCUGAUCAAAUCGCUGAGACGCCGUGGACUGGAGAUUUCGCCCAGCUACAAAGUCAGCGCCAUGGUCGACGAGCUGGCCAAAAACAAGAACCGCACAGUCGAGAAACAUCUCUACCGCUGCGUGGCACUGCUGGCCGCUUCGGAGAAAUUCUCCUUCCUGCACAGUCGCUGGAACCAAUUGGCCGGCGAUGAAAAUUUCGUUCUCCAAUAUCAAAAACUGGAAAAAGAAACAAUGAGUCCGCCGGCGCUGGCCCAAGUCUCCUUCGACCGGACGCGACUUUUGCCCUUCAACGAGAGCAGCUUAUCUCUAGAGCAGCAGGAAAACGUCAAAGAAGCCGAACCGCAGUUUUACGCCGAUUUGCUCAAUGCUCUGUUUGAAACGUCGCCUAUUGAAUUACGCAACGAAAUUCUCGAGCCGUCGCCGGACUUUGUGGAGACCAUCUACACCAUGUUGGCGGCAACAAGACCCAUUUCAAACGCAUAAAU